AUGUCCUUCUUCUCACGGAAGAAGCACAAUCCCCCGCCGCAGCCUGCAAACGUCGCUGUCGUCCAAAGCCCCAGCGCCGCUCUAGCUCAGCUCCAGCAGCCGUCGAUUCCCCAGGGCCCGGCGAAGCAGCUCGCGAAGGAGUCCAGCUACGAGAGCGGCCUCAAUGGGCGAGGCAGCCCGAACGUUGUCAUGAAUGGCGUGCCCCCGCAAGUCCAGCGCGAGCGCCAGGGCCGCAACGGCAGUGUGAACGUAGACUCCGUCAAUGGCAGUCCUAUGGGCUUACAGCAGGCCGCACCGCAGCCCUCCGUUCAAGGUCCAUCUGGCCAGCAGCAGGCCCAACAGGCCCAACAGCAGCAGCAGCGACCAGCAUAUCCAUGGUCACAGCGUCGGCUACAACUUCCACCUCCAGUCACCAUCCCGAAGCCGGGAGUCGCUCCUCCGACGAACCCAUCACCAUCACCCUUCCCUCGGUACGGCCACGCGCUGCCUGCGACGGCCACCGCGACAGGCGAGCUAUUCCUGUUUGGUGGGCUUGUCAAGGAGACCGUCAGGAAUGACCUGUACCUGCUAUCGACACGGGAUUUGUCAGCGACACUCCUGCAGACGGCUGGUGAGGUGCCAAGCCCUCGCGUCGGACAUGCAAGCGCGCUUGUUGGGAGUGUUCUUAUCGUCUGGGGUGGUGAUACGAAGACGAAUGGGAAGGCAAAGCCUGGCGAUAAACAGGAUGAUGGGUUGUAUCUGCUGAACCUUGUUUCGCGAGAAUGGACACGAGUAGCGACAUAUGGCCCUGCUCCCGUUGGCCGAUAUGGUCAUGCUGUCACCAUGGUCGGAUCCAAGUUCUACGUGUUCGGUGGCCAAGUGGAUGGCGAGUUCUUGAACGACCUCUGGGCGUUCGAUCUCAAUUCUCUCCGAACGAAAGCUCAGUGGGAACUUGUUGAGCCCGCGGAAGGCUCGCCACGGCCCGCACAGCGGACGGGGCACGCCUGCGUGACCUUUGAGAACAAGAUCUUCCUCUUCGGCGGCACUGAUUGCCAAUAUCAUUACAACGACACUUGGGUCUUCGAUACCAUCACCAAUACGUGGUCGGAACUAACGUGUAUAGGCUUCAUCCCGUCUCCAAGAGAAGGUCAUGCUGCUGCUCUGGUCGACGAUGUCGUGUAUGUGUUCGGCGGUAGAGGUGUUGACGGGAAAGACCUUGGUGAUCUGGGCGCGUUCAAGAUCUCCAACCAGCGUUGGUAUAUGUUCCAGAAGAUGGGCCCCGCGCCUACUCCUCGCUCUGGGCAUGCCAUGGCAUCAAUGGGGUCUCGCGUAUUCGUACUUGGAGGCUUGGGUGGAGAAUCUCUCGGAAACCCGGCUAAGUCAGAUGACCCGACUCUCAUUCACGUCUUGGAUACGAAGCAUAUCAAGUAUCCCAGCUCAGACAAAUCAAACGCGAUCACUCCUAGUAAUGGUGGAGCAACUACCCGGAAGACUUCGAUUACAGGUCCGCAAGCGGCUCCUGGCGCGUCUGUCAAUGGCAGCCGACCAAUAUCCCCCGAGCAACAGAUGUCCGAUGUCGAAGAGGUCCGCAGAGCGCUAUCUCCCCCGAACGCGCGAUCGAGGACCCCUAAUGGCAUGACUCAACAGUCUCUGUCGGGUAUCGCCCAAGUCAUGCCAAGGCGCGGCAACGAUGAGAUGGACGGCGGCGACAGCAGUCCUGAGCACUCCACGACCGAUGUGCACGAGCGUGCGCGUACGCCAGACCAAGGUCAAGGCCGUGCGAAGAGCCCACAGCUUUACGCCGGUGCCAGUCGUGCGACAUCUCCUGUUGGCCCUGGCGAUGGUCAGGAGCCCAUAAGUAUGGCAACUGCGAUGAUGAGCAGGAACGGUGUCUCGGGGCGAAGCCCAUCCCCGAACGUUGACAGGAGCAGGGCACCCACGGAUGCGUUCUACUCUGCCAAAGCUGGCUCGCCUAUCCCCAACGGUUCGCCGUACAGCAAGGGGUCGACUGGCAACGUGACGGCCGACCUCAUUCGGGACCUCAAGCAGAAGGAGGCCGAGGUGGAGGCGAUGAAAAAGCGGGAUGCUUGGAUGCGCGCGGCCCUGUCCAAGGCGGCGCGCUCAGGCUUCAUCUACGACCAGUCCGAGGGUGACAUACUUGCAAGUGCGGACGAAGACGACAUCGACGGCCAGAAGGUCGCGCAGAUGAUUGUCAACUUCAAGCAGUUGCAUGCGAAGCUGCAGGCAAACCUCAUGGAGCAGGCUCACGCAGCGUCGGUGCGCGUGCAGGAGGCUGAAGGCAUCCGGGCUAGUGCUCUGCAGGAGGCUGCUUUCUAUCGCGCGAAGGUCGCUGCGAUGGAGAGUGGUUCUGGAGCGGACAUCGCCCGUGCAGAGCGAGAUCGCACGGCCGAGCUCGAGCGGCAGCUUUCGUCGGCUAUGGCUGAGGCCACCGAAAGAGAGCGAAAGAUCAGGGAGCUGCGCGAUUCUCUUGCUUUGCAGACCACGAUCGCGGAGCAGGCCGAGGCUCGGGCCGACGACGCCCUCAGACGCGCCGACCUGCUGUCCCAGUCGCACGAUCGCAGCUCGGAGGCAUACAUGGCACUACAGGAGAAGCACACCGGCGUCGAAUCCGCUCUGAGGGAACAUGCUACUCGCCUCCUUGAGCAGAGUUCCAUCAUCGAGCAACGCGAGGCGGACCAUUUGAGGGCUGAGACUCAGCUCAAGGAGCUCAUGUUCUCGCACGAGCAGCAUAUCCGUACCCUGGAGCAGGCGCGUGGGGCCAUGGAGGCCGCAUCUGCUCGUGCUACAGAAGUCGAUCGCCAGCACCUUCGUGCGCGCGACCAGGCGGCCCAGCUGGAGGCGGAUUUAGCGGACCUGCGAGGCGAGCUGGAAGCACGUACGACAGAGGCCGAGAAUGCUCGCGUGCGCAUCUUGGAGCUGGAGAACUCGUGGGCAAAGUCUCGGGAAGAGGCGGACGCGCUUCGUGCCGUCACCACCGGGAGCUUAGGCGAGCUGCUCGACUCUCAUCGUGACCUCAGGAGUGAUGAGGAUCGUCUCGCUCGCGGCCAUGCGGAGAAGGUUGAGGCGCUGCAGCGCGAGAUCUCGUCGCUACGCGACAUGCUGAGGGACGUAACGCGGCGUGCUGAUGAGACACAGUCGGAGCUCAAUCGCGAGCGCCGCAAGGCGCAGGAGGCCGACUCAGAGACGUUGUCUUUACGUUCUCAGAUUGCUGGUCUCCGGAUGCAGUUGUCGAACGCACUGGCGGAGGGUGGUCGACUACGCAAGGAUCUCCUCGCGAAAGAUACCGAACUCCUUGCGCACAUCAAGGAGGCUUCCACUGCGACAAUACGACACGGAACGCUCCGGAAGUAUUUGGCCGACCACGGUAUCGUUGCCGAAGGCGAAGAUCUGCCCUCCCCUUCAGGAGGCGUGUCACCAGCACGACUCGCAAAUCUCGAGAACAAGCUGGCAGAAGCGAUGCGGUUGCAGGAGAUGACGGAGCGUGAUCUACAAUCUGCCUUGCGGCAGAAAGAGGAAGCGGAGACGCAGCUGGACACGUUGUCGGCUGAGUUAGAGCGGCUGCGUGCGUCUCGAAGCCCCGUGCGUCAGAACGGCGUAGACAGCGGCUCUGAGGCUCGCGUUCUGGAGGCUGAACGUAAACUCGACGAAACUGAAGCGAGCUACAAGGCUCGUCUGCAGCAACUCGAGGAGGACUAUCAGCUUGCGGUGCAUUACGUCAAGGGGACGGAGAAAAUGAUGCGCAAGAUGAAGGACGAGCUAACCAAACAGAAGGCCCUCAACCAAAGCAUCCAGUCGGAGCUUGAUCGAGGAUCAAGCAUCGAGCCCGGUUCAUCAGCCUCUUCUCGUGUCCGGGGCAUGAACGGCCGUGGCACGCCUUCAUCAGACGAUGGCCACGAGCUCUUGCGGAACCAACUCACAGACGCCCAGCGUCAAGUUCAACGUCUGAACAACGAUAACCGGGAGCUUCGCGAACGCAUUGACGCCCUCGAGCGCGAUCUCGAACACAUGCGAGACAACGUCAUUGCAUCUCAACGCGAGUCUGACGAGCGACUCUCCCGCAUCGAGGAGCUCGAGCAAGACGUCGAGCGACUACAAAAUUCGCUGGUCAUCGCUCGUGGUGGCCACGAUGAAACGUUGCUGGAGCAGCUCAGCAACGAGAACACGACGCUCAAGCGGGAGAACGAGCAGCUCCAGCAUAAAAUCGGUCUCCUACUAGAGGUGGAUCAGCCUCCGUUUGGUCAUGGACGACCAAUCUCCGGUGUCUCAGAGCGACCGGUGAGCACGUCUAGUUCAGAAAACGCUAUGGCGUUUGAGCACUUGUCGACCCAGCUGGAUGACUGGCAACGACAGCUGGCCAGCUCGAUGAGCAAUCGGCGGCCUCUCAUGGACUAUGAUUCGAAUUCACCGGGACAUGAGCGUACGAGAUCCCGUUCAUGA
Molecule: messenger RNA, 4437 nt
Organism: Rhodofomes roseus
Lineage: Eukaryota; Fungi; Basidiomycota; Agaricomycetes; Polyporales; Fomitopsidaceae
Exons: 9
Coding region: 1-4437 (1478 amino acids)
Molecular function (GO): protein binding
Source: RefSeq, a predicted model, not a curated record